CAGUCAAGAUGUGCGGCGCAUAGGUUCCAAGCCAGCCUCAUGACAGCUCCUGUUCACUGGGCAAAGAUGAAGAUUACCGGCUGGUGGAGGAAUCUCUAAAUAUUUGGCAAGGAGAGACCAACCGAUUCAGGCCAGAAUAGCAUCCUGCCAAGUGGCUGGAGUCCCCUGGGUCCCUCUGUGUGUGUGUGUAUCGGGAGCCCCCUUUGAGGUUAUGUCAAAGGGGUCGUUUUCGAGAAAGGUUCAGAGUUGCCUCUUUGUUGUCAGCUGAAUGCACCAUUGUGAGGCCUUCAAGGCCAAGUGGAAGACGGAUCAUCCUGGAGAGAAUCUAUCAGUGUGGUUGCUAAGAGUCGACACCGACUUGACGGCACUUAAUCAAUCAAGCAAUCAAUCAACUGCAGGACUCUGUAUUUCAGUCUUUUUGGAAAUGUUCAUCGCCACCGUCACGAACAGAUUGGUACAAAGAUGUUUGCAGAUUUGCUCCCGAGCCAAAUUCGGCUGGAGUCCAUGGAAGUUUGUUGAACGGGAAGAGGAGGGGUUCCUUUCCACUGAAGCUUCUAAGAACCAGCUGCCCAAAUCCAGUGAGAGAAACACUGAUGGAUUCCACCACAGCGACGGCGGAACUGGGAUGGACGGUCCAUCCACCAUCGGGGUGGGAAGAGGUCAGCGGCUACGACGAGAACAUGAACACGAUCCGGACUUACCAAGUGUGCAACGUCUUUGAAUCCAGCCAGAACAACUGGCUGCGGACCAAGUAUAUCCGGCGGAGGGGAGCCCACCGCAUCCACGUGGAGAUGAAGUUCUCCGUCAGGGACUGUAGCAGUAUCCCCAACGUGCCUGGCUCUUGUAAGGAGACGUUCUACCUCUACUAUUACGAGUCCGACUAUGACGCUGCUACAAAGACGUUCCCCGCUUGGAUGGAGAACCCCUGGGUCAAAGUCGACACCAUUGCGGCUGACGAGAGUUUCUCCCAGGUGGAUCUUGGGGGCCGGGUGAUGAAGAUCAACACAGAGGUGCGGAGUUUUGGCCCCGUCUCCAAGAACGGCUUUUACUUGGCCUUCCAGGACUAUGGGGGCUGCAUGUCCUUGAUUGCUGUCCGCGUCUUCUACCGCAAGUGCCCACGGAUCAUCCAGAAUGGAGCCAUCUUCCAGGAGACGCUCUCUGGAGCCGAGAGCACUUCGCUGGUGGCGGCGCGGGGCACUUGUAUCCCCAACGCAGAAGAAGUAGAUGUGCCCAUCAAGUUGUAUUGCAAUGGGGACGGAGAGUGGCUCGUGCCCAUUGGGCGAUGCAUGUGCAAAGCCGGCUACGAAUCGGUGGAAAACGGGACCGUCUGCAGAGGCUGCCCCUCUGGGACAUUCAAAGCCAGUCAGGGCGACGAGGGGUGCGUCCAUUGUCCCAUCAACAGCCGGACGACGUCCGAAGGGGCCACCAACUGCGUCUGUCGCAACAGCUACUACCGCGCGGACUCGGAUCCUCUGGACAUGCCAUGCACCACCAUCCCGUCAGCCCCGCAGACCGUCAUCUCCAGCGUGAACGAGACUUCUCUGAUGCUGGAGUGGAGCCCACCCCGGGACUCCGGCGGCCGUGAGGACCUGGUCUACAACAUCAUCUGCAAGAGCUGCGGAUCGGGCCGGGGGGCCUGCACCCGCUGCGGGGACAACGUGCAGUUUGCGCCGCGCCAGCUGGGCCUGACAGAGCCCCGCGUCUAUAUCAGCGACCUGCUGGCCCAUACCCAGUACACCUUUGAGAUCCAGGCCGUGAACGGCGUCACCGACCAGAGCCCCUUCUCUCCGCAGUUUGCCUCAGUCAACAUCACCACCAACCAGGCGGCUCCCUCCGCUGUGUCCAUCAUGCACCAGGUGAGCCGGACGGUGGACAGCAUCACCCUGUCGUGGUCGCAGCCCGACCAGCCCAACGGAAUCAUCCUGGACUAUGAGUUGCAGUACUACGAAAAGGAUCUAAGCGAGUUCAAUGCCACGGCGGUCAAGAGCCCCACCAACACCGUGACAGUGCAGAAUCUCAAAGCGGGCACCAUUUACGUCUUCCAGGUGCGGGCACGCACGGUGGCCGGCUACGGGCGUUACAGCGGCAAGAUGUACUUCCAGACCAUGACCGAAGCCGAGUAUCAAACCAGCAUCCAGGAGAAGCUGCCCCUGAUCAUCGGCUCCUCGGCCGCGGGGCUGGUCUUCCUCAUCGCCCUCGUGGUCAUCGUCCUUGUCUGCAGCAGUCCAUCUGCCUCCAGCUCAGCACGGUACUCUCCUUCCAGAAGACGCGGAUUUGAGCGCGCCGAUUCCGAGUACACCGACAAGCUCCAGCACUACACCAGCGGCCACAUGACCCCCGGCAUGAAGAUUUACAUCGACCCCUUCACCUACGAGGACCCCAAUGAAGCCGUCAGGGAGUUUGCUAAGGAGAUUGACAUUUCUUGUGUCAAAAUCGAGCAAGUGAUUGGUGCAGGGGAGUUUGGCGAGGUGUGCAGCGGCCACCUGAAGUUGCCGGGCAAGCGGGAGAGCUUUGUGGCCAUCAAGACCCUGAAGUCCGGCUACACGGAGAAGCAGAGGCGGGACUUCCUGAGCGAGGCCAGCAUCAUGGGCCAGUUCGACCACCCGAACGUCAUCCACCUGGAGGGGGUGGUCACCAAGAGCACCCCUGUCAUGAUCGUCACCGAAUUCAUGGAGAACGGCUCACUGGAUUCCUUCCUGCGGCAAAACGACGGGCAGUUCACGGUGAUCCAGCUGGUGGGCAUGCUGCGGGGCAUUGCGGCCGGCAUGAAGUACCUGGCCGACAUGAACUACGUCCAUCGUGACCUGGCGGCCCGCAACAUCCUUGUCAACAGCAACCUCGUCUGUAAGGUCUCCGACUUCGGCCUCUCCCGCUUCCUGGAGGACGACACGUCGGACCCCACCUACACCAGCGCCCUGGGUGGGAAAAUCCCGAUCCGUUGGACAGCACCUGAAGCCAUCCAGUACCGGAAGUUCACUUCUGCCAGUGACGUGUGGAGCUACGGCAUAGUCAUGUGGGAAGUGAUGUCCUAUGGGGAGAGACCGUACUGGGACAUGACCAAUCAAGACGUCAUCAACGCCAUUGAGCAAGAUUACCGGCUCCCGCCCCCAAUGGACUGCCCCAGCGCUCUGCACCAGCUCAUGCUGGACUGCUGGCAGAAGGAUCGCAACCACAGGCCCAAAUUUGGACAGAUUGUCAACACCCUGGACAAGAUGAUCCGGAACCCCAACAGCCUGAAAGCCAUGGCACCACUUUCUUCAGGGAUCAACCUCCCAUUGUUGGACCGCACAAUCCCUGACUACUCCAGCUUCAACACCGUGGACGAGUGGCUUGAGGCCAUCAAGAUGGGCCAGUAUAAGGAGAGUUUUGCCAGUGCGGGCUUCACCAACUUCGACCUGGUGUCCCAGAUCACCAUGGAAGACAUCCUGAGAGUAGGGGUGACGUUAGCGGGGCACCAGAAGAAAAUCCUGAACAGUAUCCAGGUGAUGCGGGCACAGAUGAACCAGAUCCAGUCCGUGGAGGUUUGAGACGGGCACGCUCUUCUUGCACACCUCUUCCUCCUGGCCCUGCUCCUUCGUGUCCCUGUGUGUCCGAGCCCCGCGUCCCCCGCUCAGUGACGGCGGCUACGGGGAAGGAACGGCCUCAGGGCAAAGUUGCUGCGGACCUUGCAAGUUUAAACAAAAAAAAAAAGGGAACAAUGUGGACUCUUAAUUUAGAAGGACGUUUUUUAAAAGGAAAUGGAAUUACGACAGAGCAAUGGCAAGUUGGGGAGGGAUUUCAGAACAGCUUUUUUUUUUCCCCCAACCGCUCCUUUGCACGGGCUGCUCCGGCCACCAGCAUUGCCUCCCGGAGUGUGAAGUGAAUCAAAAAGCCUGGGGUGGGGGGCAGGCUGCAUGUCCCUCCAAGCCUUGCUGGGGGUGCUCCCCGCAAACAGCCAGCAGCUCCCCCCGAUGGGCCAACGAGGGGCCAGGAGUCGGACGGCUCUUCCCACGCAACGGGGUCAAUCACGUCUCAGUAGCAAUGGACUUCCGAGCGGGAGAUUUUCUUUUUCACUUCCUUUCCCUCUGAAGGACUGCUACCCGGAGAAGCACUUCUUCGUUCCAUCCUCCGGGACGAGCGAGACUCUUUGCUCCACUGGGGAGAAGAGCGUGGGGGCCAAUUUCUGAGGUCUUGUUCUCCGAUGCACCGGGACCGUCUGGCGCUUGGUGCUUCCCAGAGGCUCCGCCCCCUUGCACUUCCCAGAGGCGGCUCCGACAUAUCAUAUGCACAAGACAUUCACAAGGCCCCGCGCGGACUGCCGGAGACCUGCCCCCUCCCCCAGCAGGCAUCCCCCCCCCCCCUCACGUGCCAUGAAGUAUGUUGUAGAUUUGAUGUGCGUUGCCAGGCGGUUUUCGCGAACCCUUUCGGUUUGUUGUUUUUUUUCUACUUUGUUUACAACGAUUUGUGGGUCGGGCGGUGGGGUGGAUUCUUUUGCUUGGUCAAUUGAAUUUGGGGUUCUUUUUUACAACAGCAGGACAUCAUUUCCACCACGUUAUCUCCCACGGACACUCUCCGUCUCCUCCGAGAGGGAGAAAGGCAGCUUAUGGGCUAAGCCCUUCCAUGGGGUGGAAGCCAGUCCGGAUGCUUCUUCCUGUUUUCAUUUCCUAGCAGUCAUUCCGAGCUGGUGGGCGUGUCCGCUCUUUCAUGUUCAGGGAAACAGCUGUUCUGCCCAGCAGAGGGGAUCCAGUGGUCCCAAUCACACUCAGAUUGGGACACACUCACACUCAACCAAGAGUUGCUCUUUGGAGCUGAGAAGAUCGUCUCGGAGUGCAGAAGCAGAGGAAGAGGGCGACAGCGUGGAGCUGUGGGCGAGCCGUGCUCAAAACUGAGCAAGAUUUGGAGCUAUGUGCUCAGGAUGCUUUGGGUAGAUCCUUCCUGCAGUCCUCCAAGACUUGGUCCCUUUCCUCAGCAUGCUUUCAGUAGCCUGGCAAAAUGUAAAGAAGCCAGCCUUGAGCUGGGGGCGGUCUGCAGCCCUAUUAGAGUCAGGAUGCUAAGUCUCCAUAAGGUGUUCAGAAUGGCUCUCUCCAGUCUCAGUCUCAACAGCCACAGGCCUGUCCUGUUUCAGGCCAAGCCAGGCUCUCAGCCAAAACCGGAAUCUAGGAGGGCACAGACCGGAGACAGCCCCAAAGGAAAAGGAGUCAGGACCAGUUUUCCCUGUAACAGGGAAUUCCAAACAUUGUUGACUGCAACUCCCAGCAUGCCCAGCCAAAGGUCGUUGAGGCUGGGGAUGCUGAGAAUCGUAGUCAACAAUACCUGGGAUUCCCUGUCAUAAGGAAUGCUGAUCAGCACCUUGGAUAGCUCCAAGCAAGAAAGCAAGGGAUGGUCAUUGCACUAGCAUAAGAUGGCUGUUGCUCCUGUGAAGGCCUGGAACUGCCCAGGUAGAGUGGAUCUGUCCUGCCCAUUUCUUAGGAAAGGCUCUAUUUCUUAAAGGGACCUUGCCCAAAUUUCUCAGCACUGACUCCAGCUUUGGCUGUCGGAUCCUCAAGGGACUCCUUCAAGUCAAAGGCAGGGCUGUUUCCUCAGGGUGUUAUUGACUUUGAUCCCCCUGGUUCUCCUGGCAAGGGGCAUCCCCACAUCUGGCUGGUAGGGUCUUCCCAUCCUGCUCCAUCACUUGACCUUUCCAGCCGACCUCCAACUGGAGGUUCCGAGAUCUACGGUCAUAACAAGGACAGAGCCCAGCUCUUCCUCGGGACUUUAGUGGUGUGUGGGCCUCAGACUUCUCAGUGCUGAGCACUGGACUCAACUUUCUGUCCCUGAGAAUGAGAGUGAGAGCUCAUUUGCCACUACUCAGUCCAUGAGGCCCUUUCCCCUUGAACACGAAUCCUCUCCUUGUAAAGAGGAGUCUCAGACAGCAGCCCUCCAGCUCUUGUGGAACUACAAUUCCCAUCAUCUCCAGCAGUGCUCCUUAUAACAGUUAUUCCUAGAUGCUGUUGACUACAACUCCCAUUAUCCUUAGCCAAAACCUCCUGAAGCUGGAGAUGAAAGGAGUUGUCAUCAACAACAUCUGGAAAUCCCUGUUACAGGGAACACUGAUCCCCAGUCACAAUGGCCACUAGCCAGGUAUGAUGGGGGUUGUAGGCCAACAUCUGUAGAAGGGCCACUGCUUGAGACCCUGCCAUGAAAGUUAACCCCCCCCCCCGGGAACUUUUCGGGAAGUCUGGAAUCUCACCAUGUCACCAUCAGGGCAAAUAUCAAGAUUUCAGUCGACUUAGCUGGAGGCACCCAUCCCAACAAGGAAGAUUGGUGACCAGAAAUGCAGCAGGAAUUCCUUGCGUGCGUCUUCUGCUUCCCAGGGACUGCAAGAGUGACCAGGUAGGCAGGCAAUCCUAGUUCUUGGCCCAGACUGGCUGGAGGAUGCAGGCAGAAUACAGACUGGUUUCCAGGCUGUACAAUUGACUCUCCUGCCAGAGGUGGGGUGUGUGUUUGAACAUGAUGCUAUUGAAAUCCCAGGGGUUUUGUUCUGUUUGGUGGUGCAGUGCGGGGAAUUUUGCAUUAGCAACAUAGGAAGCUGCCAUAUACCGAGUCAGACCAUUGGUCCAUCUCACUCAGUAUUGUCUACGCAGACUGGCAGCAGCUUCUCCAAGAUUGCAGGCAGGAAUAUAUCUCCACCUUAUCUUGGAGAUGCCAGGGAGGGAACUUGUAACCUUCUACGUGCAAGCAUGCAGAUGCUCUUCCCAGAAUGGCUCCAUCCCCUCAGGGGAAUAUCUUCCAGUGCUCACACAUCAAGUCUCCCAUUCAUAUGCAAUCAGAAUGGACCCUGCUUAGCAAAGGGGACAAGUCAUGCUUGCUACCACAAGACCAGCUCUUUUUAUUGACAAUAUCUUAUUUAAUGGUGGACUCACAAAAAGCUAACCAGGUUUCGCAAGCCUGUGGAGCUGGUUGUGUGAACACAGAAUUUAGGGCAAUCUUGGCCAAAUAGCUCCAGUUAACCGACAUUUAUCCUGGUUUACACAAUGGGGCCUUAUACACAAUCAUCUAGGGGUGGUUUGGGGUAGGGGAAAGCCCUUACCCUGAUCCUCACAGCUGACCAGAACCUCUGUUGGGUUCUCCUAACUUACCACCCAGACAAUCACAGCAACCAAGAGCUGGAAUGGGGGAAGGUCUUCUGAGGAUCGGGAGAGACCUCCCACAAUGCACUCCCCUGCCAGCUUUAGGGAAAGCCUCAUUAUCAGCUGCCCUCUGGCCACGCGGCGGAAGGAGACAGGGCAAGUCCCAUUGAAGCCAUUUGGAACAAGCAAUCAUAGAGUAUUCUGUGCAGAGCGGCACAUUCACAGGUCACAGCCCCUCUAGCUGCAGCACUCUCUGACAACUAUGGUGUCUGGGACCUGCAAAAAUGGGGAAAUGGACACAUGAUCAACUACCCAAGGCAGCGUGGCUCAUACAUUUCACUAAUCUGGGUUAAAUAGAGGCUCAGAAGCAGUCUUAGCCUGUUUUGUCAAGCCUGGGCUUGGGCACUUGGCCCUGGUUCACAUGAGCUGCUAACCUCGGCUUGCCUCCCUCUAACCUGGGUUCUGUGCUAGUGUGGAGGCCCGUUGACUCAUUCCACGGAAAGAAGGGCACUUUGCGGCACAGCUAGUGAAGUCAGUUUGGGAUGGGGGGCAGGAUCUAGACAUACACUGUUUCUCCCAUUGACCAAAUUUAGAUGUUAAUGUGAUGGGACCAGCUGGCCAAUAACAAGCCCGAGUUGACUAGUCUGGCCUCGUGAACUUGCCAAAAUAGUGGAGAACUCCCCAUGUUUCCCCUUGACAGAUUGGUCUUCUCCUUCCGCAACAGUGUAGCCGAGUAACUGCUUAUUCACUUGAAUGAUCCUCCCUGCUCCUAGGAGCAUAUUUCUGCACAACCCCUCCCUCCAUGUGCCAAUGCUGUGUUCUCUCAACCCGUUCCCGGCCACUUGGCCGUUCUUCCCAUUUCUUCCAAUGCUCGGCAUUUCUCUUCUCCCUUCCUCACUCUCUUCCCUGUGCCUGCUUCCCAUCACCACAUUCCUUUGGCCGUCCCAAACGUUCCAUGGAACAUAGCAAUAAACCGCCAGGCUGUGGGCCCUGGCGCAUUCAGACACUGUGAUCGGGCUGGGAGAGGAUUGUGGGAGAACGUUCGGGACGCAUGAGACAUUGCUGGCAUCGAAAGGCAGCCGUUGGGGGGGGGGAGAAAGGGAGCAGAGGAAGGGUGGUCCCUAAAUUCAAGCCUUCCAAUGGCUUCUCAAAUAUUUCACUGUGAUUUAUUUUUUUUAAAGUAUAAGGAUAAUGAUGGAACAAGAGGAUGGAGCGUUCUGUGUUUCACCGUUGUCAAGAAACCUGACCUGUUUCACAUGUGCCAGGUUUCGAUGCUCAUAGGAACAUAGGAAGAUGCCUCCUACUGAGUCAGUCUCUUGCUCCAUCUCAUUCAGUACUGUCUACUCUGGAAGCUGACUCGCCACGAUUUCCGAGUGCUACCAUAGGAACGUUGGAAGCUGCCUUCUACGGAGUCAGAGCCUUGGUCUAUCUAGCUCAGUAUUGUCUUCACAGACUGGCAGCGGCUUCUCCAAGGCUGCAGGCAGGAAUCUCUCCCAGCCCUAUCUUGGAGAUGCUGCCAGGGAGGGAACUUGGAACUUAGAUGCUCUCCCCAGAGUGGCUCCAUCCCCUAAGGGGAAUAUCUUGCAGUGCUCACUUGCUGUCUCCCAUUCAAAUGCCAACCAGGGAAGACCCCGCUUAGCAAAGGGGAGAAGUCAUUCUUGCUACCACAGGGCCAGCUCUCCUCCCCUUCCACUCAAUACGGUUUCCAGCUUGUCUUCAGCAAGUUCUUGGGGGACUGCAGAGGAUAGAUUGUACCCACCAGGGCUGCCUCUUCUCGUCUCUCUCCUGCCAUCCCCCCACACAGAACAAUCUGGGAAGAGAGGACAGGCCGGCGGCCAAGUCCACCCCAUCAAGAGAUUGCUGGCCAAGUUGGUGCCUGUUGGCUGAGUGGUGUCAGGCAAAAGAGCCUAAUGCGACCCAGGGUUUCAGGGCCAGAACUGGAUGGACAGCAGUGUGGAGAUUGUGGCUCGAGUGUGGCAAGGCCAUAAUGCAACCUUAUCAUCAGGAGCCCUACAUAUUGAACACGAUUGACAACAGCAAAAUCCGGAAUUCCUGGCCCCAAGACGAACUGAGCCCAACCCUUUCUGGAGUUUGAGCCCGGCAUGCAAUGGUCUGCCUGUCUGACAGCCCCUCCCACUGGAUCCCCCCCCCCCCAGCCCGCACAUCCCAAACACCUUUGCAAGGGGAGAGCUAUCAAUGGCGAGGGAUUAGCUGGUGCUAGCAGAGGCCUUGUAUGGUUCAUCCUAUGCUGCUGGGAGCCAUGGGAGAUUACAUCUCCCAUGCCUCCCAGUCCAAUGCAUUGAAUCAGGGAAUUUCAUCCUUAAGACUUAAUCAAAUGGUGCUGGGAUGCAUGGGAAAGUACAUAUCCCAUGCCUCCUAGCUCAAUGCAUUGAAUCUGGGAGCUUCAUCCUUAAGGCCUAACCAAAUAGUGCUGGGAGGCAUGGGGAAUUACAUAUCCCAUGCCUCCUAGUCCAAUGCAUUGAAUCUGGGUGCUUCAUCCUUAAGGCCUAAUCAAAUAGUGCUGGGAGGCAUGGGGAAUUGCAUUUCCCAUGGCACCCAGUUCAGUUUGUCAAAUCGGGGGCAUUCCCAUGUAUCCCAGUGACAAUGGAGAUAUCUAGGUUUAAAAAGUGUGACCUGCAAAGAUUUCCCCAAUCCCUGCCAGCCCUCCUGGAAGCUGAUAGGUAUUUCCCCAAUCCUGGCCGGCUUCCCUCCUUCACAAAGGUAAGUUUGCUUGGAACUGGCAAAGUGAGUUGAGGGGGCAUAUUUCCUAUGUUUGAAUCAGGGAAUUUCAUCCAGGCUUUCUCCAAGAAGGAUUUGAAAAAUAAGGGGGGAAAGCUCACUCAUCCUCGCCAUGCUUGUUUUAUCACGUGAACUGGGUUUGUCAAAGGAGGCUCAGGUCAUAGGAACAUAGGAAGCUGCCACAUACCGAGUCAGACCACUGGUCCAUCUAGCUCAGUUUUGUCUACCCAGACUGGCAGCAGCUUCUCCAAGGUUGCAGGCAGGCAUCUCAGCCCUAUCUUGGAGAUGCCAGCGAGGGAACUUGGGACCCUGCAACAUGCAGAUGCUCUUCCCAGAGCGUCCCUGGAAUAUCUUAUAGUGCUCACAUGUAGUGUCCCAUUCAAGUGCAAACCAGGGUGGGCCCUGCUUAGCAAAGGGGACAAGCCAUGCUUGCUGCUAUAAGACCAGCUCUCCACUCUCUCUAGGUUCCCUGUCUUUUCUGCAGCUAGUUAAAAUAGUGGAAGGAUUAGUUCUUGUUCUCUGUUCUCUUUGCUUAGUUACCUGACUGGACACCCAACAGCUCUCCAACCUACCAGAGGUCCACAGGGUAGCCUUUGGUUUUGGAGUCCCUCACCCACCCAGAAAUAGUUACGGUUUCCCUCUAACUAGGGAUUCCCAGAUGUUGUGGGCUACCACUCCCAGAAUCCCCAAGCAGAAGCCAUUGCAGCUGGGGAUUCUGGGAGUUGUAGUCAACUACAUCUGGGAAUCCCUGUUAGAGGGAACACUGGUCUCCACCCCUUUUGGAGUACAGGAACUUCUCAUAUUGUGUGAUGCAUGUAGGAAAUCUGCAAGCCAACUCUGGACAAGCUGUUUGCAAUCUGGGAAUAUUCAGAUGUAGGCUUGAGAUGUGUGGAUUCUGCAGAUGGCCCAAGGUUUCAUCCACACACAUCUCAGAUUAGCACUUUUCAAUUCCCACAUGAUCAAGAUUAUUGAUGGCCCUUUUCACAUUGCUUCACUGCUUUUUGCCUCUUUCGAAUAGAGAGGUACAUGGGCCACACUGGUUGCCUCUGCAGGGAAAGAUCUCUCGUAGUGCUGAAGUGAGAGGGGGACCAUGUUGCAAAUCGCUUUCUCAUAAUCAAAAGGGUUGGCUGUUUUCACAGUCUUUUCAGGGCUCAUUGAGAGAGUGCUGAGAUGCUCUUUGGUUUUUACAAUGAUCCCUGAUAGGCUAGAAUUGCCAGUGCAACCAGUACAGGAAGAAUUUCCCUCACACCAAUCAGCUGACCUUCGACCCACUCCAAAAGGGUGACAAUUUUGGCAGUGUUCUUCAGGGCUCAUUGAGAGAUGGCUGAGAAGCUCUUUGGUUUUUGACAGUGAUCCCUGAUUGGUUAUAAUUGCCCAUACAGCCAGUACAGGAAGUGUUGUCCUCACUGCAGUCAUUGGACUGUUGACUCGCUCCAAAGGGGUGACCAUUUUGGCUGCCCUUUUCAGGGCUUAUUGAGAGAGGGCUGAGAAGCUCUUUGGUUUUUACAGAUCCCUGAUUGGCUAUAAUUGCCCGUACAACCAGCAAGGAAGCAUUACCUUCACUCCAAUGGGCUUCAUUUGUUAUUCAUUAUAUCAGUACACUGUGAAACCUGUUCAGCUUCACACUGAAACAUGGCACCUGGUCUGUGAUCUCUGAUUGGCUGGGAUUGAUCAAGCAGGGGAUGAAACGGAGGGAAACGACCACUGGUGAAGCAGCCCAGGUGUGGAAAGGAGAAGGUCCAAACAGUAGCCAAAAGCCCUGGGCAAAGUUUGAAUUAUAGGCAACUUGGGCGAGAUUCAACACCUUGCUUCCUGAAAUCAUAAAUGUCAAGGCAACAAUCACAGCUUGAAAACAAUCAGUUUAGCGUUCAUGUUCAGAUUCUGUUCUACUUUAGAAGGUAAACCGCAUCCGCCUUGCUUCAGCUCCUCUGGCUCAGAGCAAGGAGCUACACACAACCCCUUAAGUCCCCAGCUCCCCCUUUCCACCGACGAGUGACCCAGUUCUUUGGCAGGUCUCCACCGGAGGGUGCCCGCUGCGUUUCUGCCAACCCAUGGGGUCAUGGCCUGGGUGUGGUGUUGCGCGACUCCCUGUCAGUAUUUGUAUUUUUAGAAAAUGUGAAUAGGUAGGUGGUGUGCCAGCCCUGUCACACGGGGAUGUGUCUUCCAUUCAGACCAGGGCCUUCACCUGGCUCUGUCAGGCAUCUUUUGAUGUUACUGGGGAGGUUAAAAAAAAAAAAAACCAGAUGUAUUUAUAAAGGAAACAGAUCCUGCUGCUCCGAUGCCUUUGUAGGAGUAUUUUUAAGAAAAUGUUUUUUUUCCAAAAUAAAUGUGAAGUGUAAAAGUUUGAAGCA
Messenger RNA from Hemicordylus capensis (graceful crag lizard), 12178 nucleotides. It is a transcript of the gene EPHB2, whose product is annotated as EPH receptor B2. Gene Ontology annotation, molecular function: ATP binding; protein binding; transmembrane-ephrin receptor activity. Gene Ontology annotation, cellular component: plasma membrane; neuron projection. The coding region runs from base 594 to 3527 and encodes 977 amino acids. The record is from RefSeq and is a predicted model, not a curated record. The transcript has 17 exons. NCBI's taxonomy places the organism in Eukaryota, Metazoa, Chordata, Lepidosauria, Squamata, Cordylidae. Gene Ontology annotation, biological process: angiogenesis; cell surface receptor protein tyrosine kinase signaling pathway; axon guidance.